AGUGUUUAUUAAACAAAACAAAAUACCAUUAACUCAAACACGAAUUUCGUUAUAUUUGUACAUUUAAAAGUGGAAUUGGGUUAGAAGAUUCGGGACAAUCCAUUCUGAGUUUUAAUUACUGGUCACAAAAUCGUUUCAGUUGUAUCAUAGUGAUGCAAAUCAUUGAUCGUAAAGACAACACUCUUUAGUCAUAACUGAACCAACUGUGACGUAUGGAAUUUCGAAGAGUUAAUGAAUUACAAUUUUUCACGUCGUCAAAGAGUAAUGUCGUCUGCUGAGUAAUUUAUACUAGUAUAUCCUGCGUGCAGUAGAGGGGAAUUUAAGCGUGUUUAUUUCAAAGUCGGUCGAGGUGCAUGCACGGUGAAGAUGCUAGUGGUGCUCUGUGUUAUCCUCCUAUCGUCCUUGUCCAACUGUGUUUUCCAAAAUAUCUCUUACAACGCUUCAGAAGGAGGAAUAAAACAGAAAAUCAUCGAUGAAUUAUUAAAACAUUAUGAUACAAGGGUUUCCCCCAUGGAUGCUGUAGGAGACGGUCCUGUCGCGGAUGUAGUGCAGUUAUACAUACUAAGUUUAGACUCUGACGACGAUGUACAUACGGAUUUUACUAUGAACUUCUUCCUACGACAGCGGUGGAAGGACGCACGAUUAGCCUACAACAUCAGCGGGGUCUCCGUCCUAGAAUUUCACUACUUGGCCAUAAAUGCUGCAUGGGUACCAGACAUUUACUUUAUCAAUGAAAAGAAAGCGGAAUUUCACACAGUGUCUGUUCCCAACAAGAUGCUAAACGUAUUUCCUGAUGGUAGAGUGUCUUACAGCGUAAGAGUCACUGGGACUUAUUCCUGCGAUAUGGAUCUGCGGAAGUACCCACUGGACAAGCAAAUAUGCUCCAUUUCAAUAGAAAGCUAUGGUCACAGUACAAAGUCAAUGACAGUCAGAUGGAACACUCCCGCAGUUGUUCUCAGCAGAAACAUAAAAAUGACUCAGUUCAGCAUAGAAAAGGCUUUGCCGUACACAUGUGAUCAGCAGUACAUGGAGUAUAACUACUCAUGUAUUAGACUCGACCUGCAUCUGAAAAGAAUGAAUGGGUAUUACUUCAUUCACAUGUACGUACCGUCCAUACUGAUAGUGAUGCUCUCCUGGAUUUCUUUCUGGCUCGACAUCGACGCUACACCCGCGAGGGUUUCCCUGGGCAUUCUGACCGUUCUGGCGAUGACAACACAGAAUAAAUAUACUGGAGAACAGCGUGUGUCAUAUGUUACGGCAAUGAAUGUAUGGACAGCAGCGAGCCUGGCUUUCGUAUUUCUUGCCGUGAUUGAAUUUGCGUAUAUAAAUGUUCAGACCCGCCAGCGUAACAGGAAGGUCAUGGCCAGGGUUUCCAGUACAAUUUCACUGAACAGUACACAUCACAAACUAAACAGUGAUAUUUACUCCACCGUAGUUAGUGACACGAACCCGCAACAGGAAUCACAGAAGAAGUGCGCUUCUAGCAGCAUUGACAUGGAUAAUAAAUGUGGAAGGAGAGUGGAUCGCUAUGCCCGAUUCGUGUUCCCAGCGUGUUACAUCUUGUUUAACAUUGCGUACUGGUCUUUCUAUUCCCAAUGGGAACCAGUGUAAAAAGGAGUCCAUGAGCUCUAGAUACAACGACAUCAUUAUAAAUGUUUGGUGGAAUAUUUCUGCCACCACUUGUCAGAUGUCAGAUCUGUAUGUCAACUUGUCAUAUCUUUAUGUUCACUUGUCAGAAAAUAAUCACCAUGAUUAAGAACCCAGUAUCUUGUUAUUAAAGUGUGUUAAUAC
This is a messenger RNA of Ostrea edulis (European flat oyster), 1791 nucleotides long. Its product is annotated as glycine receptor subunit alpha-2-like. Gene Ontology annotation, molecular function: neurotransmitter receptor activity; extracellular ligand-gated monoatomic ion channel activity; chloride channel activity. The transcript has 9 exons. Lineage: Eukaryota; Metazoa; Mollusca; Bivalvia; Ostreida; Ostreidae. The record is from RefSeq and is a predicted model, not a curated record. Gene Ontology annotation, biological process: regulation of membrane potential; signal transduction; nervous system process. Gene Ontology annotation, cellular component: synapse; neuron projection; membrane. Bases 367 to 1611 code for a protein of 414 amino acids.